AGCAUGCACGGAGGAUGCUCGCGUCUUGCUCGGGCAGGAAGGGGCCGGAGGGCAGAUACCCGCUGCAUUACCUCGUCUGGCACAACCGAGCCCGGGAACUGGACCGAGAGCUCAGCGCCAAGCAGGCCGACAUCGAGCAGCUGGACCCCCGAGGACGCACCCCGCUGCACCUGGCCACCACGCUGGGCCACCUGGAGUGCGCCCGGGUGCUGCUGAAGCAUGGAGCUGAUGUGGGCAAAGAGAACCGCAGCGGCUGGACAGUGCUACAGGAGGCCGUGAGCACCCGUGACCUCGAGUUGGUGCAGCUGGUCCUGCGCUACCGUGACUACCAGAGAGCCAUCAAGCGCCUGGCCGGGAUCCCCAUCCUGCUGGAGAAGCUGCGCAAGGCCCAGGACUUUUAUGUGGAGAUGAAGUGGGAGUUCACCAGCUGGGUGCCACUGGUGUCCAAGAUCUGCCCCAGUGACACGUACAAGGUGUGGAAGAGCGGCCAGAACUUGCGGGUGGACACCACGCUGCUGGGCUUUGACCAUAUGACCUGGCAGCGGGGCAACCGCAGCUUUGUCUUCAGGGGACAAGACACCAGCGCAGUGGUGAUGGAGAUUGACCAUGACCGGCGAGUGGUCUACUCAGAGACACUGGCCCUGGCCGGCCACGACCAGGAGGUGCUGCUGGCUGCUGUGCAGCCCACGGAGGAGCAGGUGAUGGGUCGGCUCACAGCCCCCGUCGUCACCACCCAGCUUGAUACCAAGAACAUCGCCUUUGAAAGGAACAAAUCUGGGAUUCUGGGUUGGAGAAGUGAGAAGACAGAGAUGGUGAAUGGGUAUGAGGCCAAGGUCUACGGCGCAUCCAACGUGGAGCUGAUCACACGGACGCGGACGGAGCAUCUCUCAGACCAGCACAAGGGCAAGAGCAAAGGUAGCGCGUGGGGCGGUGGUGGGCACAGGGCUGCAGUGCUCGGCCUCACGCCCCGUCUUGCAGGCAGUAAGACCCCACUACAGUCCUUCCUGGGCAUCGCUGAGCAGCACGUGGGGCCCAACAAUGGGACGCUGAUCACGCAGACGCUGAGCCACACCAACCCCACCGCCAUCACCCCUGAGGAGUACUUCAACCCCAACUUCGAGCUGGGCAACAGGGACAUGGGACGGCCCAUGGAGCUCACCACCAAGACGCAGAAGUUCAAGGCAAAGCUGUGGCUGUGCGAGGACCACCCGCUGUCCCUCUGUGAGCAGGUGGCCCCCAUCAUCGACCUGAUGGCCAUCAGCAACGCGCUCUUCGCCAAGCUGCGUGACUUCAUCACUCUGCGCCUCCCGCCCGGCUUCCCUGUCAAGAUUGAAAUCCCCAUCUUCCACAUCCUCAAUGCCCGCAUCACCUUUGGGAACCUCAAUGGGUGCGAUGAGCCCGUCAGCUCCCUGCGCAACAGCCCCAGCAGUGAGGCCCCCUCGCCCAGCAGCGAUUCCUCCAGUGUCAGCAGCUCCAGCUCCCUGACGUCCUGCCGGGCGUGUGAGAUGGACCCGGCACUCUUUGAGGUGCCACGGGGGUACAGCGUGGUGGGCACCCACCAGGAUGCUCUGCGGGAGGAUGAGGACGAUUUGCUGCAGUUUGCCAUCCAGCAGAGCCUGCUGGAAGCAGGCAGCGAGUACGACCAGGUCACCAUUUGGGAAGCACUGACCAACAGCAAGCCAGGCACCCACCCCAUGUCGCACGAGGGACGCCGGGGAGACAGGACUCCCCAGCACACGGCAGCCCCCAGACCCCCCUCCAGCCCGGCGCCGGGGGGCGGGGGGGGGGCCCAGCACGCUGUUUCCCAGCUACGCGGAGCAGCUGCGCCUGGCCAUGGCGCUGUCGGCGCGGGAACAGGAGGAGGCGGAGCGGCGGACGCGGCAGGAGGAAGAGGAGCUGCAGCGCAUCUUGCAGCUCUCCCUGAUGGAGAAGUGACCCCCCGACCCCACUGAGCCCCCCCUACACCGACUCGGGGCCUGGGGACGUGUGUAUGGGGCACAGAGGGGUGCGUGGGGGGACGGCCCGUGCAGAGGACA
Messenger RNA from Centrocercus urophasianus (Greater sage-grouse), 2036 nucleotides. It is a transcript of the gene ANKRD13B, whose product is annotated as ankyrin repeat domain 13B. Bases 15 to 1952 code for a protein of 645 amino acids. The record is from RefSeq and is a predicted model, not a curated record. Gene Ontology annotation, molecular function: protein binding. Lineage: Eukaryota; Metazoa; Chordata; Aves; Galliformes; Phasianidae. Gene Ontology annotation, cellular component: cytoplasm. The transcript is spliced from 14 exons.